This is a messenger RNA of Sodiomyces alkalinus F11, 744 nucleotides long. RefSeq lists its product as hypothetical. NCBI's taxonomy places the organism in Eukaryota, Fungi, Ascomycota, Sordariomycetes, Glomerellales, Plectosphaerellaceae. Bases 268 to 744 code for a protein of 158 amino acids. The record is from RefSeq and is a predicted model, not a curated record. The transcript is spliced from 7 exons.
UGGUUGUUGGCUCGACGGGAUGGGCUGAGUGUGGGAGAUGGUGGGAGGAAAGGGGAGAAAGGAGUUGAGAAGAGAGGAACACAACACGGCAGGGCAGAGGAAAAAAGAGGAAGAAAAAAAUUAAUAAUCAUAAUAAUAUGAGCAGCAAGGGGUUGGAGUAGGACGACAGCCAACGGAAGACAAGACCCUGGGCGUUGGCGAAGGGGUACGACAUACAGGAAGCCAUCCGGUUGGCACAAAGCUGUUAUUUAAAUCAUUUUCAGAGACAUGCACUGCUGCCCUGCCACGCAGUCUGCCGAGUCCAACGGAGGAGUGUACGCCGUGAGACCCCUGCAGGGCCGCAUGAGGAUGGAGAAGGGGACUGGAGGGCGUCUACAGCGGUCUGACUGGGAAUCUGCCUGUCCAUCCGUCGCUGUCGUCGUCGUCGUCGUCGUGCUCAGUGUUGUCUUCUCCGAUCUUCGCCGCCAACAGCUCAACUACGAAGGGGUGAGAACGCAGCGCAACGGCUCGCUGCGUUCAGAACAGUGGCUCAGCAUCAUGGCAAAGCAACGAAAGAAAAGGAUGACGACGACGCACCCCGCCAAGUGCAAGGUGAAGACAAGAGCAGCUGAGUCGGAUUCGACGGAUCUGAACGGUAGCCCUCUCCAGCAGAAUAAGAACACAAACAACCAGUGCAACAACCCUGACUUGUCCUUCUUCUUUCCCAAGGGCAACCAGGACAUGGCCAUGAUACUCGGUAUUUGA